Molecule: messenger RNA, 618 nt
Organism: Lottia gigantea (owl limpet)
Lineage: Eukaryota; Metazoa; Mollusca; Gastropoda; Lottiidae
Exons: 7
Coding region: 1-618 (205 amino acids)
Biological process (GO): transcription initiation at RNA polymerase III promoter; DNA-templated transcription
Cellular component (GO): RNA polymerase III complex
Molecular function (GO): DNA-directed RNA polymerase activity; DNA binding
Source: RefSeq, a predicted model, not a curated record
AUGUUUGUUUUGUGUGAAAUGAAAGAUACAGUCAGGAUUCCACCCUGGGAGUUUAAAGAAAACACAACGGAUGCCAUUAUGGAUAUUCUGAAUAAAAAAUUUGCCAAUAAGGUUGUGUAUAAUGUAGGGUUAUGUAUAGCUUUAUGGGAUUUAGUCAAACUUGAAGAUAGUUUUAUCUUUCCUGGUGAUGGAGCUACACACACUAACGUACAUUUUCGUUAUGUUGUGUUCCGACCAUUUAUAGAUGAGAUCCUGGUUGGUAAAAUAAAAUGUUCCAGCAAGGAAGGAGUUUACGUGUCAAUGGGAUUUUUUGAUGAUAUUUUUAUACCUGCUGAUGCUCUUCAACACCCAGCCAUUUUUGAAUCACAAGAUCAGAUCUGGGCCUGGGAAUAUGAAGUAGAUGAAGACACGAAACAUAAAUUAUUUAUGGAUAUUGAUGAAGAAAUCAGAUUUCGUGUUGUCGAUGAAACAUUUACGGAUACCACGCCCAGCGGUCCAGAUACCACUAAUACUGAAAGUGAUAUACCUACUGAUCCUGAACUAAAAAAACCUCCAUAUACCAUUACAGCUUCGAUCAGUGAUUCUGGACUAGGGUGUAUGUCAUGGUGGAAUGGAUAA